Coprinopsis cinerea okayama7#130 is the source of this 1608-nucleotide messenger RNA. RefSeq lists its product as hypothetical. Lineage: Eukaryota; Fungi; Basidiomycota; Agaricomycetes; Agaricales; Psathyrellaceae. Bases 1 to 1608 code for a protein of 535 amino acids. The transcript has 5 exons. The record is from RefSeq and is a predicted model, not a curated record.
AUGGACUUCAAGUAUAGCCCUCCGGGCAACUCCCCCGAGCUUGUAACAAACAUGUUUACCGAUCUCGACAACUUCGACGGGGCCACGAUGCAACAAUUCAUGUACUAUCUCUCUUCUCGUCUUCGGGGGGCGGGUCUCGCAUACGCCCACCAAUUCGCAAAAUUGACCAUCGAUCAAAGGGCGGAAUUUCUCAGAAUUCUCUUCGAGGAAGUGACUUGGGUAACCACCCUCUUUGGAUUUGCGGCCGCCCGUUUUCCAACCAUAAAGCCCGGCGACACUCAUCGAGAAUUGACUUCCCUUGUCGCCUACCUCCGCUUUGGUGACCCAAUGCCUAUCCUUGCCGCAUGCACCGCCAACAACGAGGAAGUACCCGACCGUCUUCUCGCACAUUUUGAAUGCAAUUGGUGGGAACCCUUCGACCCCACAAAAAAUUGGGAUGCCAGCAACGUAUCAUUUAUCGCAAAGACAUUUCGCCAUCAGCGCCAUUUUCUUCUCCCGCUCAACAAGCCCCCGCUUCCCAGCAACCGCCUGGCGGACCUGAGCACCAGGCAACUCGCCCAAUGCGCUGACUCCAUCGCCAAAUGCUCCGAAAUCGUCGCCAAAGAUAUCGACCUCACCGCACGAGAAAUUUCUAAGGCGGUGAAUCUCUUCUGCCGUUGGAAAGCCCUCUGCGUCAAGGCUAGGCUAGAAGAGGACCGUCGCCGACAUGCAGCUCGGGUUGAGGGACUUAGCAAACAUGGGCUGUCGCGGGAUGUGGUGGCGGAUGUCUUGGCACUACAAUUGGCAUUCACAGCCUUCGCCCGUGACCCUACCGGCCGCCUUUGGAAAUCCCGACAAAACCAAUUUACUGCAGAGUUCCUACAGGCGUUGCAUUUCGUUGGGAUGUCCCAAAUGUUUCCGAUGGGCGACUACGUGAACGAGUUCACCGCCAAGCUAGUUGAGGAUUGGGACGUCAUUUUCGACGAGGUAGAAAAAGGGUCCCGCCCCGACUAUUCAAAGGCGGAAGGAUGGCUUAUAGAUCCACUGCCAUUCCAUGAGGUGAUGCCGCUGGCCUGGUGGAAGUGGAAUGGUAUUGACCUGGAAGAGGAUACAGCCGCUGGUCACCCGCCCCCAAAGCACUUGAACGGCAUACAGGAGUCCUUAACCGCCUGGAGGGCUUAUUGCACUCUCCUUACCUCUCAGGGUCCGUCCGUCAGUUACACGCCAGACUAUACCGACUCGAUGGCCGACUGCCUGCAAGGACUGGCUAGUUAUCGCGAUGGAGCGGCCGACAUGUUAGACAGCAACUCUCAGUCGGUGAUUCCAACCCUUCAGGCCGCGGUCAACCGCAUUUCGGACAUCUGCCUCUACCCACUCUAUCUGGGGUGGCAUCACAUUGGCUCCAGGGAAACCACGCUCGCUCGACGGAAAGAAUAUUACAGGAGGCGGGAAAUAAGCGGCAUUUCUGAACGCGGCAAUUCCGUCAGAUCCGCCCCCGCCCGAUUGAAUACCGCCACGUCGGCAGCAGAAUUGCCCGCCCGAUGGAAUACCGCCACUUCGGAAGCGCAAUUCCCCGCCCUGAAAACGCCGCAUCUCCAAGAGGACAGCUCAGGCAGCGUUACCAUUUAG